AUGUCCACUACACAUUGCAGAUUCUAUGAGAAUAAGUAUCCAGAAGUUGACGACAUCGUUAUGGUGAAUGUUCAGCAAAUCGCUGAAAUGGGAGCAUAUGUCAAACUUUUGGAAUACGAUAACAUUGAGGGUAUGAUUUUGCUGAGUGAGUUAUCUCGUAGACGUAUAAGGUCCAUUCAAAAGUUGAUCAGAGUCGGUAAGAAUGAUGUUGUCGUUGUUCUUCGUGUAGAUAAAGAAAAGGGUUACAUUGAUUUAUCCAAACGUCGUGUUUCAUCUGAAGAUAUCAUAAAAUGUGAAGAAAAAUAUCAAAAAUCUAAAACUGUACAUGCAAUUAUGAGGUAUUGCGCUGAAAAAUUUCAAAUUCCAUUAGAAGAUUUGUACAAAAGUAUUGCAUGGCCAUUAAGUCGAAAGUAUGGUCAUGCUUACGAAGCUUUCAAGUUAUCUAUAAUCGAUGAAACAGUUUGGGAAGGUAUUGAACCGCCAUCGAAGGAAGUUUUUGAAGAAUUGAAACUAUACAUUUCCAGGAGAUUAACACCUCAAGCCGUCAAGAUCAGAGCUGAUGUCGAAGUUUCCUGUUUCAGCUACGAAGGUAUUGAUGCAAUCAAAGAGGCUUUGAAAGCUGCAGAAUCUCUCUCCACAGAACAAAUGCAAAUUAAGGUAAAGCUAGUGGCCGCUCCAUUAUACGUUAUCACGACCCAAUCAUUAGAUAAACAAAAGGGUAUUGAAUUACUAGAGCAAGGUAUUGAAAAGAUUAACCAGGUCAUUGCUAAGCAUAACGGUGUUUGCAAUAUCACAAUGUCACCAAAGGCUGUUACCGCAACUGAAGAUGCUGAGUUGCAAGCACUAUUAGAAAGUAAGGAACUUGAUAACAGAUCUGAUUCUGAUUCUGAAGAAGACUCUGAUUCAGAAUAG
Molecule: messenger RNA, 912 nt
Organism: Zygotorulaspora mrakii
Lineage: Eukaryota; Fungi; Ascomycota; Saccharomycetes; Saccharomycetales; Saccharomycetaceae
Gene: SUI2
Product: translation initiation factor eIF2 subunit alpha
Exons: 1
Coding region: 1-912 (303 amino acids)
Cellular component (GO): eukaryotic 48S preinitiation complex; eukaryotic translation initiation factor 2B complex; multi-eIF complex
Molecular function (GO): ribosome binding; translation initiation factor activity; RNA binding
Source: RefSeq, a predicted model, not a curated record